Molecule: messenger RNA, 1428 nt
Organism: Pseudonaja textilis
Lineage: Eukaryota; Metazoa; Chordata; Lepidosauria; Squamata; Elapidae
Source: RefSeq, a predicted model, not a curated record
CUACUAUGGGGGACCAGAGUGGUCAUUCCAAAACCGCUGCGUACGCCCGUCCUGAAAGCGUUACACGAGGGGCACCCGGGCAUCGUCCGGAUGAAAGCAUUGGCUCGGAGUUAUGUAUGGUGGCCCAGCAUGGACGACGAAAUCGCGAAAUGGGUAAGCUCCUGCCGCCCCUGCCAAGAAUCCAGGCCAGCACCACCGAUUGCUACCCCAACCAAAUGGGAGAGUGCCAACGCACCGUGGUCACAAUUGCACAUUGACUUGGCAGGUCCCUUCCACGGCAAGACUUUCUUAGUGGUCGUGGAUUCAUUCUCCAAAUGGAUAGAUGUGGCCCUCCUACUCACAACUACCACCCGAGCAGUUGCCCAGGCUCUGACCCGCUUAUUUGUUACACAUGGUCUACCUGACACCAUAGUCUCAGAUAAUGGCCCCCAAUUUGCCUCCACAGAAUUCAGCCAGUAUUCCAGACUCUCUCGUUUUCUUUUAAGCCAACACUCGACCCCUUGUACUGUCACAAACAAAUCCCUCGCCGAGUUACUGAUGGGCAGACGCUUAAGGACAGUAUUAGAUAGACUGCAUCCCCACUACUGCCCUGACACACCAAUUGGUUCUAACAGUAGGGUCAGGAGUUUUAUGUUACAGGACCAAGUGUUCGCCAGAAACUACGCAGGCGAUCCACUGUGGGUGCCCGGAAAGGUCGUGGCCAUCACCGGCCCUAGAUCAUACCGCGUCCAGCUAGAGGAUGGUCGUAUAUGGCGGAGGCAUCUGGACCAGAUAAGAAGUCGCCAGAGCGAACAUGCCAACGCUGAUCCAGGGACUCCGGUGACUGUCCAAUCGCCGUACCCGAAUCCCAGCUGCGACCUCCAGAGUGACCAGUCAUCACCAGCCGAGCCAAGAGAAUGGACGGUAGACCGGGACCGUCCUACAGAGGUGUCAGCCGUUCCAACCAGCGACGCCACCGGGUUGCGUGACAAUGACAAUUUAACAAUCCAACCCGGGGGCUGUGACCAUUCCCAUACGCCAGACCGGGCCCCAGUUCGAUCCGAGGGUCCAGCAGAGACAGUUCCGGACUCCCAGAACUCCAUGCCACCUUGUGUCUCACCAGAACUGCGCCGGUCUGGACGCUCGCACAAGCCGCUCGCUUAUUUAAAGGACUACUCAUUAAUCAAUGCAAAUAUGUUGAGGGAAAUGGGGCAUGACAUAGUUGUACAAAGUUUUGAAGAAAUAAAUGUAGUAAUGCCUCCAUUAGCACACCCACUCUUCAGGCUAGGUGUUAUUACCAAAGAGUGUGUAGUUGUUCAAUUUUAUGGAGUGGAGUUCCCAUCUUUCCUGGAGAAAUUCAAAUUGUCUGAAGAGGAAAGAAAAAUUGAAUAUCCCCAGUUUCUUCAGCCUAUUUAUAUUGAACAUAGCCUCUGCAUCAUAUUUCUCUGA